AUGCCAGACGGCGACGUCGACGGCGUCGCCAAACGCGAGGCGCGCCCCGACUUCAAGAAACUCGAGGCCUCGCGCCCCCCGUGGGACCCGUCGUCGCACUUCCGCCUCCACAGAGCCCCGCAGCCGGCGUGGAAGUUUGGCGACGGCGCCAACGAGCUGUACACGUCCGCCGACGCCUCCCAGAAGCACGUCGUCGUCGACCCCUACGAGCCCGGGCGGCCGGCCACCUUCAACUACAAGCUGCUCAUCUCGGCCGUCACGCCGCGUCCCAUCGCCUUUGUCAGCACGCGCAGCCUCGACGGCGAGACGACCAACCUCGCGCCCUUCAGCUACUUCAACCUCGUCAACCACGACCCGCCCCUCUUCGUCGUCGGCUUCUCCUGCGGCCUCGCCGACGCCAAGGACACGCUGCGCAACGUUCGCGACACGGGCGAGGCCGUCAUCAACAUCGUCAGCGAGACCUUCCUCGAGGCCGCCAACUCGACCAGCAUCGACGCCCCCUACGGCGCCUCCGAGUGGUCCGUCAGCGGCCUCACGCCCCUGCACGACUGCCAGACGGUCCGGUGCGCGCGCGUCAAGGAGGCCGUCUUCAGCGUCGAGGCCAAGCUCGACCUGCUGAGGGAGUACGAGAGCCGGGCGGCCGAGGGCAAGAAGUCGGGCACCGUCGCCAUCUUCGAAGGCACACGCAUGUGGGUGCGGGAGGAUGCGUUGAACCAAGACAAGAACCUCGUUGAUCCUACCCGUCUCCAACCCGUCAGUCGCCUCGGCGGCAUCACCUACGGCAGAACGACAGAGGCCGUCGAGAUCCCGAGGCCCAAGUUCGACGGGGACCUCGGCGGCGAGCAGGGCUUCGGACGACUUAGAAAGGCACAGCAGUCGUUGCAUGCCGCCCCUGCGUCUCCUGCGAUGGAAUAG
Messenger RNA from Drechmeria coniospora, 915 nucleotides. Its product is annotated as nitrilotriacetate monooxygenase component B. The transcript is spliced from 2 exons. Bases 1 to 915 code for a protein of 304 amino acids. Gene Ontology annotation, molecular function: FMN binding. Lineage: Eukaryota; Fungi; Ascomycota; Sordariomycetes; Hypocreales; Ophiocordycipitaceae. The record is from RefSeq and is a predicted model, not a curated record.